AUGAGACACUUAUUUGGACUUACAAGUAGGCCGAGCCAAGCUCCCAUUACAAAAUAUUACCUUUGCUUGAGCAUUAGAAAACAAGAAUGGCGCCGCUCAUUCACCAAUGUCACGAAGCUGUCAUUUUCUUUGAAACUCCCUUGUCUAGAAAAGGCUUCAAUCCAGAAUACUAUCAGAAGUUUAUCCAAACAUGUGGCUUAUAUAGCAUUAGGAAGUAAUCUAGGAGAUCGAGUCGAAUGGAUUGAAAAGGCGUGUAUUGAAAUGUCGAACCGAGGAAUAGACGUGAAGAGAACCAGCUCUUUAUGGGAAACAAAACCGAUGUACAUUACUGAUCAGGCCAACUUUUUGAAUGGUGUUUGCGAGGUAGAAACUACCCUACAGCCAAUCGAGCUUCUAGAUCAACUUCAAACGAUCGAAAAAGAACUAGGUCGUAAAAAGAUCAUUGAUAAAGGGCCUCGAAAUAUAGAUCUAGAUAUCCUACUAUAUGCUGAUGAUGUGAUCGACCAUUGCCGCCUUAAAGUCCCUCACCUUGGAAUAUAUGAGCGAGAAUUUGUCCUUAGACCCCUAUCAGAGCUGAUCUCACAAAGAAUUCUGGCUAAUUCUCGUGGAAAAACUGUCAAGGACUACCUCGAAGCUCUUCCUACUUCAGAAAUGUCGACUAUCACACCCCUAGCUCUAGGCCAAGAGCUUAUCCACAGUAUGAGAUCCGAUCGUCAAACCCAAAUGAUGGCCAUUGUGAAUCUCACUCCCGAUUCAUUCUCAGGUGAUAAACAAGGAAACGAUUUGAUCAAAAGGAAAGAAUUUCUCGCCGAUACCAUCUCCUGUGGUGCCUGUAUCAUGGAUUUUGGCGGACAGAGCAGCAAACCAUUUGCAGCCAAUGUUUCAUGCGAUGAAGAAAUAACGAGAGUUAUUCCAGCAAUCACAUGGGCUCAUAAUGAGCGUCAUAAGCACAAGUCCCGUCCUUUUGCCAUAAGUGUGGAUACUUAUCGCGCUGAUGUAGCUGAAGCUGCCGUUAAAGCUGGUGCAGAUAUAAUAAACGAUGUCUCUGGUGGGACUUUGGACGCACGAAUGCUUCCGACUGUAGCACGACUAGGAAAAACGGUUUGCCUCACGCAUAUGCGCGGAACGCCAAGCUCUAUGAACAGGCUCACGAAUUAUCCAGCAGGACUCAUUCCAACCAUAGCUUCUGAACUUCUUGAGCGAAUCUCGGCAGCAGAAGCCGCUGGCGUUCGACGCUGGCGUAUUAUUCUUGAUCCCGGAAUCGGCUUUGCCAAAACAGUCGAACAAAAUCUCGAUAUCCUUCGCGGGCUAAAUGAGCUAAGGAACUGGCCAGGGCUUAGAGGGUUUCCUUGGCUGGUGGGAACGAGUCGGAAAGGCUUUAUCGGGAAGAUUACAGGCGUCGAAGUGCCUCGUGAACGUACAUGGGGUACAGCGGCUACAGUUGCAGCCGCCAUAGCUGGAGGUGCUGAUAUUGUUAGAGUACAUGAUGUGAAGGAGAUGAUGCCAGUUGUUCGUAUGUCAAAUGCCAUUUGGCGGACUUAA
Molecule: messenger RNA, 1542 nt
Organism: Blumeria graminis f. sp. triticale
Lineage: Eukaryota; Fungi; Ascomycota; Leotiomycetes; Helotiales; Erysiphaceae
Source: the annotation of a GenBank genome assembly